Molecule: messenger RNA, 1794 nt
Organism: Scomber japonicus (chub mackerel)
Lineage: Eukaryota; Metazoa; Chordata; Actinopteri; Scombriformes; Scombridae
Product: high-affinity choline transporter 1-like
Exons: 8
Coding region: 1-1794 (597 amino acids)
Biological process (GO): acetylcholine biosynthetic process; choline transport; neuromuscular synaptic transmission
Cellular component (GO): synapse; perikaryon; plasma membrane
Molecular function (GO): choline:sodium symporter activity
Source: RefSeq, a predicted model, not a curated record
AUGACCAUCCAUGUAGAGGGGCUUGUGGCUAUCGCGUUCUUCUAUCUACUGAUCCUGUUUGUGGGCAUCUGGGCGGCAUGGAAGAACAAGCACUCAGGGGAGGCGGCGGGUACCGACCGAAGCGAAACCAUCAUGGUCGGCGGGAGGGACAUUGGGUUAUUCGUCGGUGGAUUUACCAUGACAGCGACCUGGGUUGGAGGAGGAUACAUCAAUGGAACAGCUGAGUAUGUGUAUCUACCAGAUUAUGGCUUGGCUUGGGCACAGGCUCCCUUUGGAUAUGCCCUCAGUCUUGCUGUAGGUGGUCUUUUUUUUGCAAAGCCCAUGCGCUCACGAGGUUACGUCACCAUGUUGGACCCAUUCCAGCAGCUGUAUGGGAAACGCAUGGGUGGCCUUCUCUUCAUACCUGCAUUAAUGGGUGAGAUCUUCUGGUCUGCUGCCAUCUUAUCUGCACUUGGUGCUACUCUCAGUGUAAUUGUGGACAUCAACAUUAAGAUGUCUGUGGUUAUCUCUGCACUUAUUGCAAUUUUUUAUACCCUGGUUGGAGGACUUUACUCUGUGGCCUACACUGACGUUGUGCAGCUCUUCUGUAUCUUUGUGGGGCUGUGGAUCAGUGUCCCAUUUGCUCUGACCAAUCCAGCUGUGUCAGACAUUACUGUCACUGCAGUGAAGCAGGUGUACCAGUCCCCCUGGAGAGGCAGCAUCCACAAGAAUGACACCUGGGUCUGGAUAGACAAUUUCUGCCUCCUGAUGCUUGGAGGUAUACCUUGGCAGGUGUAUUUUCAAAGAGUCCUGUCUGCCUCCUCGGCCACCUACGCACAGGUCCUCUCUUUCCUGGCUGCUUUUGGGUGCCUCGUCAUGGCUGUGCCCUCCGUUCUCAUCGGAGCCAUUGGGGCUUCCACAGACUGGAACCAGACAUCGUAUGGUAGCAUUCCUCCUAAAGACAAGGAGGAAGCAGAUAUGAUUCUACCCAUCGUGCUCCAACACCUCUGCCCACCAUUCGUCUCUUUUUUCGGCCUCGGUGCGGUGUCAGCAGCCGUCAUGUCCUCUGCAGACUCAUCCAUCCUGUCAGCAAGCUCCAUGUUUGCAAGAAACAUCUACCAGCUUGCCUUCAGGCAGUCGGCAUCUGACCGUGAGAUUGUGUGGGUGAUGCGCAUCACCAUCUUUGUGUUUGGUGGCCUUGCCACAGUGAUGGCACUGGUAACCGGGACAGUUUAUGGCCUCUGGUACCUGAGCUCGGACCUGGUUUACGUCAUCAUCUUCCCCCAGCUGCUCAGUGUGCUCUUUGUCAAAGGCACCAACACAUAUGGCUCGGUAGCUGCCUAUUUGUUUGGCAUGUUUCUACGUAUAGGUGGAGGGGAACCCUACCUGCAGCUGCCCCCUUUCAUUUAUUACCCUGGCUGGACCACUGAGUUGCGGAAGCACCACGUAACUGGAGAAAUGGAGAAAGUUGUCAUACAGAAGUUCCCCUUCAAGACAGUCUCUAUGGUCGCCUCCUUUUUGGCUAAUGUUGCUUUCUCCUACCUGGCCAAGUACCUGUUUGAGAGCGGCAAGCUGUCGCACAAAUACGACUUUCUCGAUGCAGUGGUGUCCAAGGACAGUGGAGAGAUUAUGGAUAAGACAACGCUUGUAACCCGUGGCAACAACAUUGGGCUGUCAGAGAUGGCGCCUGUCAAACCGCGGUUGAGUGUGACCUUGGCUGCCGCCUUCACGCGCCGUGACACGUUGCCUGCAGAAAUGGUCGAGGAGGAGGAGGAGGAGUUCAGCCCCGACUCCUCCCACCAUGAUGACGAAUGA